Prunus armeniaca (apricot) is the source of this 1794-nucleotide messenger RNA. Lineage: Eukaryota; Viridiplantae; Streptophyta; Magnoliopsida; Rosales; Rosaceae. The record is from the annotation of a GenBank genome assembly.
AUGGCGAGGCCAAAUCAGGAAGCAAUCGACACCUUUAUCAGCAUCACCGGCGCUUCCGAAGCCGUCGCCGUGCAAAAGCUUGAGGAGCAUGGUGGCGAUCUCAAUGAAGCUGUGAAUGCACAUUUUACUGAAGGAGAUAGAAACACAUCAGUGAACGUGCAUGAAACACCUGUUGCAGCCCAAGAUGAUUUGAUGGAUAUUGAUGAUCCAGUUCCAGUUGGACCUCGGAGAGAUCCUCUAUCACUUCUAUCUGCAACCCGUGAUAUAAAUCCAUUUUCUCUUCUUAAUCCAAGCUUUGGUAGCAGCAUAUUUGAAAGUGGGUCAGAUUUUAGAGAACGUGCACCAUUUGUUACUCAUCCAAGAGAGGUCAGGGAGAUCCCCAUAGAAGUCAAGGAUGAUGACAAUCCAUCCGGCCAUUCUGGCCAUGCUCCUACUAUUGACGAUGUCACUGGAACAGCGCAUGCAUAUGGCCCAGGUAUCCCUGGGACUGUUAUAAUUGAUGAUGAAGAUGAUGAUGUUCCAGCUGCCCCAACUGUUCAGGCUGGACAAGGCAGUGGGCCACGAGAUAUUUCUUCAGGUGAUGGAUCUCAUCACCGAAAUUUUGGACCUAGUGCUCCUCGAUUUGAUGAUCCACAGGAUUAUAGCAAUGAUAUCGAAGAAGAAAUGAUUCGAGCUGCCAUCGAGGCUUCAAAACGUGAAGUUGAAGAAAGCCAACAAAAUCAACUAUUUGCUGCACCAACUCAGUUUGAUGAUAACGAGCCUCAGCAAAGGCCACCUCACCUAGAGGAUCCUGAACUUGCACAUGCAGUUUCAUUGUCAUUGAAGACAGCAGAGCAAGAGAAAGCAUUGCGUGGCCAGGGGGAAAAUGUUGGCCCAUCAGAGAUGGGGGCUUCUAAGGCAGCUGAGGUGGAGCUGGGAAAAUUAACGGCACCAAACGGAAGGUUGGAAGGAGGAAGCUCAUCCAUCCAAGAUGAAACUGAAGACGUGGAGGAGCAGCCUCUUGUCAGACAUAGGUCCAGGCGAAUGUCCUCUGGCUCUGUGGAGUCUGCCAAAGACGUUGGAGCUACAGAGGAUAGCGCACCUUCAAGUCCUGGAGAGCAGGAUAUGGGUAAUCAUCCUAGGCACAGUGGAAGUGUCUUCCCUACUGAUGAGUGGGGAGGCAUUUCUUCAGAGGAGCACGAUGAAGCAGUGAUGCUUGAGGCUGCAAUGUUUGGUGGAAUUCCUGAAGGUUCUGGAUAUCGCCUUCCCUAUGCACCUCAUCAGUUUAUGCGAACUGAGAGUUCGUAUCCCCGGCCAGCACCUCGUCCUCCUUCACCCUCUCUGACAGCACAGCGGUUGAUACGGGAACAACAGGAUGAUGAAUAUCUUGCAUCACUUCAAGCUGAUAGAGAAAAGGAACUGAAGGCUAUUGAGGAAGCUGAAGCUCGUCGUCAAGAAGACAGACUAAAAGAGGAAGAAUCUCAGAGGAAAUUUGAGGAGGAGCAGGAACUGGAGAGGCAAUUAGCAGCAAAAGAAGCUACUCUCCCUCAAGAACCAGCAUCAAAUGAUGAGAAUGCUGUAACCCUUAUGGUGCGAAUGCCAGAUGGCAGCCGCCAUGGCCGCCGAUUUCUUAAGACAGACAAGCUGCAGUCUCUUUUCAACUUCAUUGAUAUUGGCAGGAGAGUCAAACCCGGCUCUUACAGAGUGGUGAGGCCGUUCCCUAGGCGUGCUUUCAGCGAUGGAGAGAGUGCUUUGACAUUGAAUGAAGUUGGCCUUACCAGCAAACAAGAAGCUUUGUUUUUGGAGUUGAUAUAG